Messenger RNA from Hibiscus syriacus, 1295 nucleotides. RefSeq names its product probable purine permease 10. NCBI's taxonomy places the organism in Eukaryota, Viridiplantae, Streptophyta, Magnoliopsida, Malvales, Malvaceae. The record is from RefSeq and is a predicted model, not a curated record. Gene Ontology annotation, molecular function: purine nucleoside transmembrane transporter activity. The coding region runs from base 94 to 1215 and encodes 373 amino acids. The transcript has 2 exons. Gene Ontology annotation, cellular component: membrane.
CCUUCACCGCCUUUAAUUUAGCUCUCUCGUCUUGUUUCUUAGUUUUUUUCUUAUCAUCUUCGAUUGAAAUAUUGAACUACUCUGAACUUUGACAUGGGGGAAGCUACAGAAAUACAACUCCAGAUCCUGGCAGACGAGAACAAAUUAGAUGAAAAUUCAGCUGAGCGGAAAACAAAUGGAAUCAUGAGCCAGUCAAAAAGAAGCUACAAAUGGUGGCUCCUAGUGGCAAUCUAUACACUUUUUCUCCUCGCCGGUCAGUCAACGGCCACUCUUCUCGGAAGGUUGUACUACGACAAAGGUGGAAACAGCAAGUGGCUGGCAACCUUAGUUCAAGUUGCCGGUUUCCCGAUCCUCAUUCCCUUGUAUUACCUUUCAUCAUACAAAUCUUCAAACCACAACACAAACAACAGCAACAUCAUCAUCAUAAACCCACCGUCUGUUCUCCUUCUUUCGGGCAUGUAUUCUGGACUUGGAGUUCUAUUAGCAGCCGAUUGCCUGUUGUAUUCAGUUGGUCUUUUAUAUCUCUCGGUCUCCACUUAUUCAAUCAUUUGUGCUUCCCAAUUAGCCUUCAAUGCCUUGUUUUCGUUCUUCCUUAACUCACAAAAGUUCACCCCUUUCAUAAUCAACUCUCUAGUUCUCUUAACAAUCUCUUCAGCCCUUCUCGUAUUCCAAAACGAUUCCUCCGGUUCCACAUCGGUUUCCAAAGGGAAAUACGUGAUCGGAUUUGUAUGUACAGUAGCUGCGUCUGCGGGGUACGGAUUAAUGAUGUCCCUAACUCAAUUUUGUUUCCAAAAGAUUCUGAAAAAGGAAACCUUUAAGAUCGUGUUGGACAUGAUAGUCUACCAGUCGUUGGUUGCAACUUUGGUGAUCUUUGUGGGGCUUUUCAUCAGUGGGGAGUCGGGAAAUUUGGGCAGAGAAAUGGAAGGGUUUAAGAUGGGGAAGUCAUCGUACGUGAACGUGCUGGUUUGUAUAGCCAUAGGGUGGCAAGUUUUCUCGAUCGGUGCGGUGGGUUUGAUAAUGGAAGCGUCUUCGCUUUUCUCGAAUGUCAUCGGCACGUUGGGGCUGCCUAUUGUUCCAGUGUUUGCAAUGGUGUUUUUCCACGAUCCCAUGACCGGGAUUAAGGUCAUUUCUAUGGUGUUGGCCAUUUGGGGAUUUGUUUCCUAUGUUUAUCAGCACUAUCUCGAUGAUCGGAAAUCUGAGACUGGAAGGGUUUAAACAAAAAUUGUCAUGAAAUUGUACUGUUUAUCAUUCACAAAGAUAUAUAAUGAACUAGAUUCCCUGUAUUCAUGCCGAUA